Molecule: messenger RNA, 882 nt
Organism: Diaporthe amygdali
Lineage: Eukaryota; Fungi; Ascomycota; Sordariomycetes; Diaporthales; Diaporthaceae
Exons: 5
Coding region: 1-882 (293 amino acids)
Source: RefSeq, a predicted model, not a curated record
AUGGAGGAAGGCCGAUCAACUCGUUUAUCAAAUAAUCCUUAUAGGGCGUCAAUGAUGCUGGACAACGCCCCCUCUGUGGAUGUCCCCGAGCAGAUGUGGAUUGAUUCCGUGAACAAUAUACUCGGGAACGUCGAAUCGAACCGGCUAUCAAACAAUCCUUAUAGGAUGUCAAUAGUGCCCGAGGCGAUGGCCCCGGUCGCUGAGACGGACUCAAAUGACGAUCCCUCUGUGGACGUCGCUGAACAGACGUGGAGUGACUCCGCGACCAACAUCCCAGAGGACGACGUGGCAGUGGCAGCAUCUUUGAACGGCUCCUAUCACAAGAUCCCACCCCCUGAUAUCGCAAAGACAUGCCCCUCGAGCGUCCCUGAGGCUCCUAGCCAUUUAAGCAAGAGGGUGAUUAGAAAAAUCAAGCGGCUUAUACACAAGCGCGGCAACGAAAUCGAGAUGCUCACCGUCUUCACCAAACACGGUGCCAUAGUUUGCUCGUACGAGUCGUCUAAGGAGCCUCAUUACACUGUUCAUUCCUCCGAGGGCCAAUACCUUGGCCUCGCACUCGAGCUGGGUUUCAAGCAAGAAGGCUGCCCUUUCGAGUUCGGAAGCGUCAACUGGCUCAGCGGGACGCAGGAGGAGGUCGAAGACAAGAUGACACUGCUCGCGUCGCCCGACGGCGAGCACCCUGGGGACGGGAAGCAUCAGUUUUACGGUGUGCUGUCGCCCACGGGUCGAUACGUCUUCGCAGCCGUGCUCAGGGAGGGUUCCUCCGGGGCGCUGGGCCUCAAAUCCAUGCGCAAGAUGCGGGAUCUAGCUGACAAGUUGGAGGUAUACGAGGCGUGGGCCGGGAGCGGCGGGUUGAUCUCGAAAAUUGCAGCGAAACUCUGA